AUGAAAGAUUUCACUAAAUUUCUUCUAUGUGCUUUAAGUGGAACUAUUAUUGGACUUAUAUAUAAAUUAAAUAAGGAAAAAAUCAAAAAUUAAAAUGAAUUAGAUACUCUUAAAAAGUAGAAGAGUGUUACUGUUUCUCAACUUAAGUAUAACAUUUAAUUUUUAAAGGAAUUCAUUUUUAUUAACAGAUGAUAAUUAAUUAAGUUUGUUUGUUGAAGGUGAGGUUGUCUAAAAUACAGAGAUGUUAAAAAGUGUAAAUAGCAAAUAUGCAGGUGUUUAUAUAAAAAGAUCUAAUUAUGAAAUAGAAGCUGUAGAAAACAAUGGAAGAAAAACUUAAUAAAGAAAAUAAACUAGUAGAACAACAAAUACAACAGAUUCCUUUACUUUAAAAUCAUAAACAACUGAAAACCUUAUGAUAAACAAUUUUUCUAACACUAUUAUUUUACCAAAAGUUUUAAAGCAUUAAAAAACAGAUCAGAUUAUAAAUCCCCCUGAAGUUAAAACUAUAAUGAGAGAGCCUUAAACGUAAGACAUAUAAUAUUAUUAGAGAUGCAGAGAAAGCAGAGUUUAAAUAGGGAAACAUAUAGAAAUUUUUAACUACUAUUUCAAAAAUUGGAGUUGUAAUAGAAGAAGAAAUUUUAUGUGAAGGAACUUUUAUUUGUGUUUAUGGAAAUGUUAUUUGGGAUAAAGUCUAAAAUACUUUUAUAAUAACAGCUCCUAAAUAUUUUGGUGUUAGUAAAGAAUAAAUUAUUGAAUAUUUUGAAGCAGAUUAAUACUUUUUAAAAUUUAUAGGAAUAUUAUUAGCUAUUGGAGGAACAGUAUUAAUAAAUUUAUAAAUAGGCCUUUUCUAUUUUUGCAUUAAAAUAUUUAUAUAAGACUUUAUCUAAUAAUGAAGACAAUAAAAAAGUGAAGUAAUGA
Molecule: messenger RNA, 918 nt
Organism: Paramecium pentaurelia
Lineage: Eukaryota; Ciliophora; Oligohymenophorea; Peniculida; Parameciidae
Source: the annotation of a GenBank genome assembly